This is a messenger RNA of Puccinia graminis f. sp. tritici CRL 75-36-700-3, 1917 nucleotides long. RefSeq lists its product as uncharacterized. Gene Ontology annotation, molecular function: nucleic acid binding; zinc ion binding. Lineage: Eukaryota; Fungi; Basidiomycota; Pucciniomycetes; Pucciniales; Pucciniaceae. Bases 1 to 1917 code for a protein of 638 amino acids. The transcript has 3 exons. The record is from RefSeq and is a predicted model, not a curated record.
AUGUCAGGAUAUCACCAAAUACAAAAUGUUUCGGCUCUAAUCCCCACGAUCGAAGCUCUGGACGGCACCGCAUCCGUUUUUCCCCGCUGGCGAUCUCGGAUUGAAGACGUUCUGGGAAUGCAGAACACCCUCGACAUCGUCAAAGGUACUCUACCUCGCCCAAAAGAUGAAACGAAGGACGCUGCUCCGUAUUCCCGUCCUCCCGAUGCCAAAGGAUACAAUCCGAGAGAAAGCAAGGAAGACUGGGACGCCCUCUCGGAUACGGCUUGCUCCCUCAUCCGGCUCACUCUGACUGAUCCCUUAGCGCAGCGCUACAGGAAAGUUAAGCCGGCAUCGAGGCUCUUCACUACAAUUGUGAACGCGUACGAGAAGAACACUCGGGCUCGACGCAUACGCCUACAGGAGGCUUUUUGGACCGCGAAGCACAACCCUCACAAGCCAAUCGCGCUAUGGAUUGGUUGUGUCCGAGUCGCGGCCGAUGAUCUUCUCUCCAUUGGAGAGCUUCCUACCGAUCGACAAAUUACAGACCGACUCGUUGGUGGUCUAGACUCGUCCUGGUCGGCGGUUCGCGAUUCCAUUGUUUAUACUGCGGUUGAAAUGUCCUUGGACGACACUGUCGGAGCUUUGGAAGCGCACGAAGUUAGCCUGAAUGGAAGCCAUCAAUCUGAUGUUGUUUCGGCAGCCUCGGCUAAACACAUCACCUGCUCCCACUGCGGCAAACGUGGCCAUCGAUCGUCUGAAUGCCGAAAGAAAGCCUCCUCCAAGACCAAAGCCGGCGCCGCGCAGACCGUUAAACUAGGCGGUUACGACUCCGGAUCGUUCGAUGAUGAAGACGAAGUGUCGCUGCGGCCCGCAGCGUCACCCAGACGUUUUGAGCCCAACCAAAUCCUCACGCUACGUCAGCAGCAGGGACAACUCAAACCAGGAAACGACAGAUCACAUUCACACUCAAACUUAACACAAGUCCCCUCCUCCGAGGAGGCGCGAAGGGGACUUGUGUUGGAGAGCGUCCCUUCGGGACCCUCCGAUCGAGAGGCUUAUGUUAAGCUUGAUUCACACUACAUUACCUUUACAGCAGGUCACCACCAGCCUACCCCAAGCUCUCAGGAAGCUCGGAUGAUAACCAAGAAACAGAUCCCCGAUGAGCUAGUAUUUGAAUGGAUCCAAUCUUCCCUGAGACAGAAUAAUGAUCUGAUGGAUACUGUGGGAUGGCUUGCUAAGAGUGAGAGUAAAGAAGUCAAACAGACCACGGGUAAAGUCCUCCUGAACUUGGUCGAAUGUCAAGACUGCAGAGGACUCGUCUCAAAAUCUGGGGGCGGAAGGAUGUUGAUGAAAAUCAUUGCAACUCUGAUGGUCUCUAGCAACAACCCAAAACCGCAACUUCCCGGCUUGUCAACAGCCUCAGAUUCAAUUCAACCCAUGCUUGACCCAUCCGAUCUCCACAACAUUCAAGCCUUGGCUGAGAUUCUCAUCACGACCAACCUGUUGCUAAUUUUUGGACCUUCACCAGACUCGCCGAUUUUGUUAUUGACCAUCAAACCGCUGACCACUCUAUUCAUCCACCCAUCCUCAACACUCCUCCAAACCUUUGAGGUGUUGAUAGCCUUGACAAAUCUUUGCAGUCUUGGAGGAGGGAUCCCAACGGAGGCUACCAAGCUUAUCUGCAACCUGUCGAGCACCAUCCACGUCCUCGCCAGUUUUGGCCCCCAAUCAAAUGAGCCAGCGGGUAGCAGAGGCUCGGCGCAUAUCUCAAGACUGCACAUCCUGAUCGCCUUAUGCUCGAGCAAAGAUCUCCAGACGGCCCUUGCGGCUGGGGGCGCAUUGGCCAUCCUCACCGAACAUUCAAAGGAGAUCUGUCAAGCGAUGCUGAGCUCAGAAACCUUAUCCUCCUCCAUUCUCUUAACUCACUCAUCCUAA